Messenger RNA from Macadamia integrifolia, 1058 nucleotides. RefSeq lists its product as uncharacterized. Bases 255 to 872 code for a protein of 205 amino acids. The transcript is spliced from 2 exons. The record is from RefSeq and is a predicted model, not a curated record. Lineage: Eukaryota; Viridiplantae; Streptophyta; Magnoliopsida; Proteales; Proteaceae.
AUAGAAGCAGAAAAACAAAAGCUUCAUUCUCACUCAAACCCACAGCCUGGUAGCAACAUCCGAACUGACGAAUACCAAACAACAAACACUAAAAAGAGGAAAAGGGUAAUUGUUUCCAAGCUAAUCUCAGUUAACCCAUGCCUAAUAAUGCUUUUAAGAUGAAGAGAGAGAAUUUACAAAGUGAAACUUGUCCUGAUAUGUAUAUAUAGUUUCUGGUUGUGAACCUCUUUGAUUGAAUCUAGAGAGUAACAACAAUGGCUGCUCUGCUUCGGUUUUGUUUCUCAGUCGUUGUGCUGCUCCUUCAUGCCAUUCUCUUGUUCUCUCAUUCUGUCAGAGCUGAUGAUGAGGUAGAGGAACUUCUCCAAGGACUUAACAGAUACCGGGCAUCCUCAAAAUUGCCAACCUUGAAAGAGAAUGACAAUGCAGACUGCUUUGCAGAUCAACUGGCUGAGGAAAUGAAGUCAAAGCCCUGCACCAACACGACCGGCUCCAACACUGUUCCAGGCACCGAGCCCCAGUUUUCCAACUAUCCAGACCUUCUGGCUAAAUGUCAUCUAAACACAACCAACACAAAAGAUGGAGUGAUAAUGCCUGCUUGUGUUCCUGAUCUGGAAUCAAGUCUUGUACUCUCCAACUAUACAGAGUCACACUACUCUGGUUAUCUCAAUGACAGCACUUACACAGGAGCUGGCAUUGGUUCUGAAGGAAACUGGAUUGUCGUCGUUCUGACCACAAACACACCUGGAGGGAAUUUUGCAUCUGAGACUAGUUUGGGUCACAAAAACAGUGCAAUCUGCCCCUUACUGACUUUAUUCUUGGGUUUUAUUUUCGUUUUAGUGAGGUGCAUUGCUGAAGUAUAUGUAAAUUGUUAGAUGAAUUUUCCUUUUUUUUUUUUUUGGCUGUUGGUUGGAUUUCAGUGUGCUUCAAUGGUCUUUGAACAAUGUAAGAUGAGAAACUGUUUAACAGGAUAUAAGAGUUUGUUAAGAGACCCAUAGAGAUGUGCUAAAAGGUAAGAUUAUUAGAAUAUCUUUAUGAACUGUUUAUAUCUUUGAAUACCA